Messenger RNA from Folsomia candida, 859 nucleotides. RefSeq names its product cystatin-A2. Gene Ontology annotation, molecular function: cysteine-type endopeptidase inhibitor activity. Lineage: Eukaryota; Metazoa; Arthropoda; Collembola; Entomobryomorpha; Isotomidae. The record is from RefSeq and is a predicted model, not a curated record. Gene Ontology annotation, cellular component: cytosol. Bases 294 to 695 code for a protein of 133 amino acids. The transcript has 2 exons.
AUCAUCAUCAGUGAGAACGAGUUCAGAACGAACACUUGUUCUGGCUAUUUGGUUGCUAUUGAGAAAAGAUUUAUACAAGGUUUCCUCUCUCGUCAAUGUAAAUUGCACUUUUUAUACGCCGAGUUUACAAUAAAGGCUAAAAUUCGCAACUCUCACCUCCACCCAACCUAACCACAACAGCGAACAGCUUGGUCUCAGCUGCAGCCAGUAGUUGUGCUAAAAUAUUGCCCUUGUUGUGCCACAAUUUGUACAAAAAGUAUCAAAUUCGCUAAUUUACUACACGAGUGAGCAAAAUGAAAGUAUUUCUCGGGACAUUUGUGUUCGGGUUGGUUCUUCUCGCAGCAGUCACCAUGAUUCAUUCUGAGCGAUUAGUGGGGGGUGUAGGGGACGAGAAGGAAGUGGAUGAUGACGUGAAAGGGGUUGUCGCCUCCCUCUCUGACUCCAUCAAGACCGCCGCUUUCACCAGCUUGACCCAGUCUGGAGAAAAUGCGGACGCCACCAAGUUUAAGAACUCCAGCAUCGACGUUUUAUCGUACAAAACCCAAGUCGUGGCUGGGCUCAACUACUUUGUGAAAGUUCGCAUUGACGGAAAGAUUUUCCACUUGCGAAUUUACAAGCACUUUUCGGGGUCACUGGAACUCUCAAAAGUUGCAGGUCCAAAGCCUGAAUCGGACCCAAUUGCGUAUUUCCAAUAAUAUAUGAGGCAAUAAAAUUUAAAAUUGUGUAUUCACUUUUCUUUAAUAACUUUCAAAAAUAUAUAACCAUCAUUGUCAUAUUACAUAAUGUAUUAAUUCAUUCAUAAUAUGGCUUUUCUAAAAGUGUGUCCAAAACUAAAUAAAAGUUAUCGAAAUUUUCAACU